GUUACAUUUACCGUAUGCUAAAUCACCCUGCACGAGACGUCGGCAAGUGGCCCUAACAUAAAAGACAAUAGUUAAUUUUAAACGUAUCAGUUUACGUGUUUUACACGAGCUGGACAUGACUUCUAGGUGUGACAUAGAACAGGUGAACUUUGGUCACUACGCCAACAAUUUAAUGAGCCUGAAAUUGUGGGAAAAAGAAAACAAAACAAUUGUAGUUAUAUCUAUUGUUGAGUCAGCUUCCUCGGAACACCGGUUUCGCCGGCGCUACAUGUACAGGUUUUCAAGACUAACUAGACAAUUUAAAGCAUCAAUUUACUGUAAUAGCGCAUGACAUAACAUUGUUGAACUUUGGUUACGAAAACAACAACUUAUUGAACUUAAAAUUGGAGUAAAAUAAUAGGUUUGAAUUAAUCUGAGAAUAUAGAAAACAAAUCGAAAGCGAAACACUCAAAACUCGAAAAUGAAACAUCCAAACCUCUGAAAGGUUAUCUAAGGGUUAUCUAUCUAUCUAUCUAUCUAAAUGAAGAAUGCGAGACCAUUCGCACUGAUCUGAACUGAAUGAACUCGAAAACAAAACGCCUAAAACUCGAAAACAGAACAACGAAACACGAAAGCGAAACACCCAAAACUCGAAAACAAAGUGUUGAACACUCGAAAACAAAGUGCUGAAAACUCGAAAGCAAAGUGUUAAAAACUCGAAAACAAUACUCUCAAAAAUCGAGAAAGCCGGAUCAUCCCUGGUGCAUGUGGUGAGAUGUGCGAAGAUUUCCGCUUUGAAACUUUUGUCAGCCAUUUUUGUUCUUCUUACAUAUUUUGUUUCUAAAUUUUACAGAUUUAAAUAUAGAAACUAAAACAAGGAUUUUACUUAUCUAGGAAUGAGCUUUUCAAAGCUUUUUUCCAACGAAUGGUAAAAUAAUUUUGUGAACAAAGUGGAUGCACGUGCCGGGUUCGAUUCUCUGCUAUCGAACACCGCGACAAUCGAUGUGCAGUCACACUAUUUCCCAGCUUUGUUUGUUUCCUCCAUGGCAUUGUUUUCGAGGUUUUCGGUAAGGACGCUCACUUUUAGGUGCUUCAUUUUUUUUUGGCUGAGUACAAACGCUUUUUCACCUCAAAAUAAAUAAGUGAAUAAUUUUAAAGGGAGGUGGGUUUGUAUAAAAGACCCCGCGUGCGUGGAGGCUCUGGGAACGAACAUUUUGUCCCAGUUCUCUUUCAGCGCCGACUUCCCCGUCUCAGACUUUAGCCAGGUUAGCCACGGUCUUUGCAUUUGGACUUAGAAGUUUCUUUGUUUUCCUUCUCGAUUAACAAGGAAGAAGGUCUACAGCGGAAGAGAUAAAACUCGUGUCGUUGCGUGACAUUGUGGACAUCUGGCGACACGUCGUUUUGGACAUCUUCUUCAGUAUUGUAAAAUGCAAAUUUUGGCCUCAUUUGUUGCGGCAUCGUAUUGUUGGACAGAUCUGCACUUUUUAAAAUAUCACCUGCCCUCAGUAGUUCAGAUACAACAUCGACACCGCAGAAAUAGCACGGAAUAUCUUCGCUGUUUCAGUGCCACUCAAAGGUCCGAGAAGUUCAGCUGACACUGCGGUGUUCGUUUUCACGAAGACGAGUCCCUUUGUUAUUGGUCGAAAAUAUAAACGGCAUUUUAGUAUUUAGUGAGACGAAAACGUGAAUUUGUCUGUUAAUACGGGAAGUCUCCCGAGGCAAGUGUUAAAGAAAAGAGAUUUGAAAGUCGUUAGUGCUCAAGGAAGUGAAAAUAGCUCAAAGGAAGAUGGCGACCGAAAGUGCGGUUUUGACUUAUCAAGUUCUGCUUAUUUGUACACUUUACAUUCUUACGUUUGGUAGCCACGUUAGGAAACUAACCUCAGAUGACUUGAGAAAUAUAGGACAAUCCACGCAGAACAAUUUUAUUGCUGUGUUUUUUGAUAAACCCGAAGUUAGAAAGUCUUAUCCGCAGUUUUCAAGGGAAUUUGUUAAAUCGUCUGACGUUUUGGAGCCAUUUGGAAUCGAAUUAGCCCAGGUGGAUUGCUCCGAACAGCCGGUUAACCACUGUUCCUCAAAAGAUCAAAAAAUAUUUGUUUACAGGAGAGGAGAUCCAGACGUGUUAGAAGAACUUGAUCUAAGCUACAUGUUCAACGAAGAUUCAAUCGUGGCAAAUCUUCUUCAGACUGCUUUGAGUGGAGAUUUUAAUUACGUUUCUGACAAAGAGUCCUUUGAUGAACUUCUUUCUGAAGGCCAGGGAAGAAAAGAUGUUGUCCUCUGUUUUGUCAAAGGGCUUGGAAUGAAAGAGCAUCGCCACUUUCUAGAGUUGGUACAUUACUCUAAACAUGAUGCAAUUUUUGCAUUGACCACAGAGAGUGAAUUCACAAAGCAGUAUGGUCUCUCUACAGAUCACAAUGCAGAACUCUUUCUUUUCCACUGCAAGGAAAAGACAAACAGUAAAGGUCAAUGCCGUUUGACUCAGUUCAANCACUAA
Molecule: messenger RNA, 2470 nt
Organism: Orbicella faveolata
Lineage: Eukaryota; Metazoa; Cnidaria; Anthozoa; Scleractinia; Merulinidae
Product: thioredoxin domain-containing protein 16-like
Source: RefSeq, a predicted model, not a curated record